Molecule: messenger RNA, 1181 nt
Organism: Trematosphaeria pertusa
Lineage: Eukaryota; Fungi; Ascomycota; Dothideomycetes; Pleosporales; Trematosphaeriaceae
Exons: 2
Coding region: 195-1040 (281 amino acids)
Molecular function (GO): protein dimerization activity
Source: RefSeq, a predicted model, not a curated record
CACCUUGUCGGCGACCAGGACGGUUACCAAUUAAUAUCCGAAAUACUUAUACCGCCAAUACGAUUCCUGUCUCUGCCCGCCUGACCUCUUCACCAAACGCGUCCCCAGCUUCAUAAGCUAAUCAUCGGAGGCCGACAAUUAUUCAACAGUGACGAUCGAGAUCUCACAGACUGUAAUGCCAACUGUCCCUCAACAUGGACUUCUCAGACCUCUCCUACCCUGUGGUAGCCAACGCCGACUACUCCCCCACAAACGAAACCCUUUUCUCCCCCGACGCAUUUGACGAGGCCUACAUCAUGGACUCAUACACUACGUCGCCAGACCACUCGCUAGCCAGCUUUGACUGUAACUCUUUCUUCGACCAACCCCUCUCUACUGUCGAGGUCCACGCACCCGGCGCUUUCGGCCAAAAGAACCCGGCUGUCUUCAGUGCCACGCUGCCAGCUGCAACCGUCACCCCAGCGAACCAAAGCGCCCCCUACAGUCCAACCCUUACCCCAGCUCAGCUCGAGCAAUUCCCUUCGGGCUUCUCCUUCGACGGAGUCAGCAACGCUUUCGAAUCAAAUGUGACCCCCAAGUCACAGCACUCGCGAACACCCUUCUGCGGUGACGGCACACAACAAUGCCAGGUUCCAAGCUCCCUAGAACUCUCUCCGCGCUCAACAUUGAAGCGUGAUCCCACUGACGAGGGUGUUCAAAUGGAGGAGCCAAUGCCGAAACGCCCGCAGCGGAAGCGAGGCCGGCCGCGCCUCGACCGCAGCAACUCAAACACCUCGCCGGCCUCAUCAAACUGCCACCGCACCAGCCGCCUGCCGCAUAACCAGGUAGAACGCAAGUAUCGCGAGGGCCUGAACUCCGAGCUCGAGAAGCUGAGGCGGGCGGUCCCGACGCUUCCGCAGAGCGAGGAGGGUCAAGUCAUAGGCCAACCGAAACCGAGCAAAGCUAUGGUGCUGGCCGCUGCCAUCGACUAUAUUAAGAAGGUUGAGAAAGAGCGGAAUAUGGACCGAGAGAUUCCGUGUCGGUUUCUGGUGGACCCAUGAAUGCUUCCUUUCUCCUGCUGAAUGAUAACAAGACUUUACGUUUUCUGAGCAAUAGCUUUUUGGAGCGCUUCUCCACAGAUACACGUUGUGGAUGGAAAGCGACUCCCUGUUUUGUGAGGCUUUGGUGGUGAGGCUUUGGUG